AUGGGCAAGGACCAGGAACUGCUGCAGGCGGUGAAGACCGAGGACCUGCUCACCGUGCAGAAGCUGCUGCAGAGGCCCCGGCCCGGCAAAGCAAAGCUCCUCGGCUCGGCAAAGAAAGUGAAUGUCAACUUCCAGGAUACUGAUGGAUUUGCUGCACUGCACCACGCCGCCCUUAAUGGGAACUUGGAGCUUAUCACUCUACUGCUGGAGUCACAGGCUGCUGUCGACAUCAGAGACCAAAAGGGCAUGCGGCCGCUGCACUAUGCUGCCUGGCAGGGGAAGGCGGAACCUAUGAAGAUGCUGCUGAAAUCUGGUUCGUCAGUCAACGGCCAAUCAGACGAAGGACAGAUCCCCCUCCACCUAUCGGCACAGCACGGUCACUACGAUGUGUCUGAGAUGCUGUUGCAGCACCAGUCCAACCCCUGCAUCAUCGAUAACGCAGGGAAGACCCCUCUGGACUUGGCCUGUGAGUUUGGCAGAUUCGGGGUGGUCCAGUUGUUAUUAAGCAGUAACAUGUGUGCCGCUCUACUGGAACCCAAACCAGGAGACUCUACUGAUCCCAAUGGAACCUCUCCUCUGCACCUAGCCGCCAAGAAUGGCCACAUAGACAUCAUCAGACUGUUGAUCCAGGCGGGUAUAGACAUCAACAGACAGACCAAGGCAGGCACUGCCCUGCACGAGGCCGCCCUCUGUGGCAAGACCGAAGCAGUGAGACUCCUGCUGGACAGUGGUAUCAAUGCUACAGUGAGGAACACAUACAGCCAAACUGCCCUGGACAUAGUUUACCAGUUCACUGCCACACAGGCCAGCAGGGAGAUCAAACAACUGCUGAGAGAUGCGUCAGCAGCUCUUCAGGUGCGGGCUCUGAAGGAUUACUGCAACAACUAUGACCUGACAAGCCUCAAUAUCAAAGCAGGCGACAUCAUUACGGUUCUGGAGCAACAUCCCGACGGUCGCUGGAAAGGCUGUAUCCAUGACAACAGAACAGGAAAUGACCGUGUCGGCUACUUCCCCUCUACCAUGGUGGAGGUCAUCAGCAAGAGGACAGGUUUGGCCAGCACAGUCAUUUGCACUCAACAGUUUCAAAAGAUACCGCUGGUUCCCCCGGCGACGGUUGCCCCUGCCAACGCGGUAGUCAACGGCAACGACACCACGUUCCAUCAGAUCCAUAUCCUGCCUCCACCGCCUCCUCCUCCACCACAUUCCCAUCAGCCACUGCUCCCACUUUUCACUUCCUUUGGCUAUAACAGGUCGCCCGUGACAACCCCACAGGGAGACACACCCACUAUCCCAGGUUGUCGCGGUUCAGAGGCCAGCCCUCACGGCUCCCCCACCCCAUCCAGUGGGCCCCAUGGAGGCUCCAGCGAGGAGAUCUGGGUACUGCGCAAGCCCGUGGCAGGUGGGGACCGCAGCAGUGUGGGUAGUUCUGGUAGUGUCACCAGUGUGAGAUCAUCGGGGAGUGGUCAGAGUGCCGGCAGCACUACACACAUUCUCCACGCACAGGCCGAGGGUGUCAAGCUCCUGGCCACGGUGUUGUCCCAGUCCGCCAAAGCCAAGGAGCACCUGCUGGAGCAGUCCAAGUCUCUAGAGCAGUCCACGGGCUCGGCCACUUCCUCCCGUACAUCGAGCCAAUCGGGCUGUCCGCUCCAUGAGGCUCCGCCCUACGAUGCCACGGCAAACAGGCGAGGGGAGGGGCAAGGCGAGGGAAAGAGCUCAGAGGCCGUUGUCCAAUGGCUGAGCGACUUUCAGCUGCAGGUCUACGCUCCAAACUUCCUGGGUGCUGGGUAUGACUUGCCCACCAUUAGCCGAAUGACCCCGGAGGACUUGACAGCCGUUGGAGUGACCAAGCCUGGCCACAGGAAGAAGAUGACAUCAGAGAUCAACAAGCUAAGUGUCAAUGAAUGGCUGCCUGACCAGAAACCUACCAGCCUAGGAGAGUGGCUGUCUGCUAUUGGUCUGAGCCAGUACCACCAGGUCUUGGUGCAGAAUGGUUAUGAGAACAUUGACUUCAUCACAGACAUCACCUGGGAGGACCUGCAGGAGAUAGGCAUCACCAAACUGGGCCACCAGAAGAAGUUGAUGCUGGCGGUGAAGCGGCUGGCAGAGAUGCAGCGCAGCACGGAGGGCCGGAGCUCCCUCAGGAAGAAGCCUCCUCCAAUCACACAGCAGCAAGAGGUCAUGUCCAUCGAGAGCCCACCACCGGAUGAAGUCAUGUCUCCCAAGAUGACCACCUUCCAGGACAGUGAGCUGAGCACCGAGCUACAGAGCGCUAUGACCCAGCCGGGCCCAGAGAUCAAAGGUCAGCGAAGCCGCACCCUCAGCAAAGACCACGACGAGGUGGGGUCAGGGGGUGGAGGUGUUGGAGGACCUCCCAAGAAGGAGGCGCGGACCAUGAGGCAGCAGAGCAGCCAGGGGAGCAGCUCCUCACACAGAGGCAGCGUCUCCUCACAGGGCAAACCCCGUCAUUCCCACUCCCAACCCGCACCUCCCUACACCCCUCCUCACACCCCGACCAAGACCCGCACCUCCUCCUCCUCCUCAGCUUCCUCCGUCCAGAGCACAGCCUCCCCCCAGGCCAAGCCCAAACCCUCGCCCCAGCUCUCCCAAGGAGAGAGACCCAAGUCCCCGCGCUUGCACCCCCCCCUGUCCUCGACGCAUCGCAGCGCUUCAAACACCCAGUCGCAGCCCCCAGCCCAAGCCACAGAAGUCAAGGAGAGCCCCCAGGUCUUUGUUCCCCUCCUCUGCCUCCCUCCAGAGGCCGACGUGAGUGAUGGUGGGGGAGCAGAGCCCUCCGCCCUCCAGAAGAAACGUGCCCACAGCCUGAACCGCCACGCUGUGUCAGACAGAGAAUCUGAUGAAAAAGCUGGAGGAGGGAGAGCGGAGGUGGUGGGAGGUCAGGGGUCAUUGAUGGUCGAAGGGGGAGGAGGCAAAUAUGCCACAGUCACCCAUCGGGUUAGCCGAAGCCACUCUGUCCGCAACCAGGACAAGAACGUCAACCGCAGCCAAUCGCAGUCCUUUGCUCUACGACAGAAGAAGAAAGGCCCACCUCCCCCUCCCCCCAAACGCUCUAGCUCAGCCAUCUCCAACUCUAACCUGAUGGAGGCCAACGCACAGUUGCAGACACAUACUACCACGGGUGGGAUGCUGGACGUGUCCUACCACCAGCAGCGACGGGCCAGUGACCUGGGCGUCUCUGUGGAGACAGGCGCCGUGGAAACUAGCAGCAUGGGGAGUGUGAGGAGCAUUGCUGCCAUGUUAGAGAUGUCUUCCAUUGGGGGUGGUGCCAAAGGCAUAGCUCUGCAGAGAAACUUCUUGCAGGUGGGCAAGACGCGGGACGCCAUCGGUCUGGAUGGCGAGGUGGUAAACCGCAGGCGGACCAUCAGUGGCCCCGUUACCGAGCUGGUGGCAGCCGCCAGGAGAGAGCAGCCGUCCCCUUCCCCAUCUCCCAACCCCUCCCCUGUCCCCCAGCCUGAGGCCUCCUCUCACCCACCAUCCUCCCUGCAACCCGUGUUCUCCUUGUCCUCUCAACCCCCAUCUUCCCCCCACCCCAGCUCAGGGGGCAGCGGCAGUUCGUCAGAGAACCUCCCAUUCGCAGAGGAGGGCAGCCUGACCAUCCGGCGCCAGGGACGUGGAGAGGAACAGGGCGACGACGAGGGUGCCCAGGGAGAUGGGAUUUACACGGAGGAAGACCUCUCUAGGGUCGAUGCCACAGCCACGCUGAAGCGACGCCCCCGCAGCUCCCAGCCCAACCCCAAUGGCUCCCGCUUCACCCUCCAGGAGUCGUCCACCGUCAAACGGCGACCCAAGAGCCGCGACAAGGAACCAGAGGGCUUCACCAACCUUUCCGGGACUAAUGGAGAGCCCGUGACUGGGCAGGCUGACAUCACGCAGGCGGUACCCUACCAGAAUGGGACGGCCACUGUUAAACGUCGCCCUGUUUCUGAUGCUGGAGUUAUAGAGCAUCCUCAUUCUCAGCCCACUGCCCCCCGCAGGGACAGUGCUGACCAGGGGGCUCCAGUGGGGUCUGAAGGAGGUCCAGUGAGGAAACCCAAACCUCCCGUCUCCCCUAAGCCAGUCUUGGCUCAGAUAAAGCGACAGGGAGGCCCACAGACACCCCCACAAGCCUCAUCCAACAAGAGAAUCCCCCUGCCAGGGCCUGGGACACCAGGAAGCCCAGUGGAAGGAAAGAAGAUCCCUCCCCCCAUCUCACCCAAACCAGCACCACCACCCACUGCCCCCAAACCGGCCAAGCUCCUCCACUCCAUGACCAGCCCUCCGUCUCCGAGCCCAGCCCCGGUCAAGCAGCACUCUGUGGCCAGCCGACAGGCCAGCUCUCCCCCGUCCCUCCCCCCUUCCAACACCCCGAGUCCCUCUACCACCAAGCCCCCCAGUCCACCAACCCAGAGCCCCCUUACCCCACAGACCCCAACUACGCCCCAGACGCCCCAAACUCCUGCCACCCCGAGCCCCACUCCCCCACCCGUCAAACCACCCCGCUCCUCAAUUGGGGGCGUGUCUGUGGACAGUGGGACAGUGGGAGGGGGGGCUCAGACUGCUCUUACCACGACAACAGACUUUGGUGUGGACUCACUGGUGCACCAGAAGCUGGAGGAGACAAGUGCCUCCCUGGCUGCAGCGCUGCAAGCUGUGGAGGAUAAGAUAUUACGGCAAGAGAAGGACACUGUGAUCGAGCAGAAGACCACGGGCAGUAUCCUUGACGACAUUGGCAGCAUGUUUGAUGAUCUGGCAGACCAGCUGGACGCCAUGUUGGAGUAACCUUGACAACCAGUCUGGUUGUCAUCCCCCGGCGACGCCGCAUCAGGACCGAUUCAAAAGGCACAACAGAUGCAACGCUCUGUUCAUCCUGCUCUCUCUGUCACACUCAUCCCCCUCUGUCUCUCUCCAGCAUCCUCCAUCACUCCUUUUGGAUACAGAUACCGCUCUUCCUCUGCUUUCUCUGUCCCUCUUCCUCCUCAUCUCCUUUCCUGCUUACGACGAAGGUGAUAAUGAUGAUGCAAUACCAAUAGUCCUUGACAGACAUCGGGCUCGGCGUGAAGAGAGAGGAGCUGAGACGGCGCAUGAAAGAGGACUGGACGAAGAGAGAGACAGGAAAGAGAGCAGACACUGGGUCGCGUUAGAGGCUGGAGAGACUGCAGGAUGGAUGGAUGGAUGGAUGGAGAGAUAUGAAGGAGAGGGUUUAAAAGAGUCUUUGUAGAACUCUCUAGAAGCUCUUGCGGUAAACAAACAAAUAAAUAAAAUGAACA
Messenger RNA from Lampris incognitus (smalleye Pacific opah), 5264 nucleotides. RefSeq names its product CASK interacting protein 1 (gene caskin1). NCBI's taxonomy places the organism in Eukaryota, Metazoa, Chordata, Actinopteri, Lampriformes, Lampridae. The record is from RefSeq and is a predicted model, not a curated record. Bases 1 to 4776 code for a protein of 1591 amino acids. The transcript is spliced from 24 exons. Gene Ontology annotation, molecular function: protein binding.